This is a messenger RNA of Lagopus leucura (white-tailed ptarmigan), 1932 nucleotides long. It is a transcript of the gene TBC1D19, whose product is annotated as TBC1 domain family member 19. Bases 48 to 1628 code for a protein of 526 amino acids. The transcript is spliced from 21 exons. NCBI's taxonomy places the organism in Eukaryota, Metazoa, Chordata, Aves, Galliformes, Phasianidae. The record is from RefSeq and is a predicted model, not a curated record.
CGUGCUGCGGGGAGAGCGGCCCGGUGCGGAGGCUCGGCGGCACCGUGAUGCUGGAGCAGGACGGCGAGCUCUCCCUCACCAUAGCGCGGAUCGUGCAGCGGCUGAAGGGCUCCAGCCUCCACACCCAGCUGGAGCGACAGGCCCGGAUUAGCCUACACAACCCAGAAAUUAAACUGGAAUCAUUGAAAGAAGAUAUUAAGGAUUUUCUGAAGACAUCAGGUUGGGAAAAGAAGCUUCAGAAUGCUGUUUAUAGUGAACUCAAUGUGUUUCCUUCACCGUGUCAUCCUGCAGCACCUCCUGAGCAUAUGAAGGAACCUUUGGCUUAUAUGAGGAAAGCACAGGGAAGCUGGGAGAAGCGAAUUCUAAAAAGUCUAAAUAGUAUGUGCACGGAACUCAGUAUCCCACUAGCACAGAAGAGGCCUGCAAGUGAGCAGAAAGAGCUGCUUAAUAAAUGGAAUGAAAUGGGAACUGACGAACCAGAUCUAAGUCUCUUCAGGCCUGUUUAUGCACCUAAAGAUUUUCUUGAGGUCCUGAUGAAUCUUCGAAACCCAAAUUAUGAAAAUGGAGAACAGCCUAGUUUCAGAAAUCAUCUGGGGCUAAUUCAAGUUCCUCUAAAAGUUAAAGUUAUUCCAGAAUUAAAAGAAGACUUCAGUGAACUAGACUUAAACAUAGGACAACUGGGUAUUGAUGAUUCAGCACAAGUGCCUCCUGAGUUCUUUGAAAAUGAGCAUGUACGUGUUGGACAAAAAGUUUUAGCAGAACAAGAUAGUGCUGCAGCUCAACAAUAUGUUCGUCAGGGAUGUCCAACAGCACUCCGAGCUGAUCUAUGGGCCCUCAUUCUGAAUAUUUCUAAUCAGCCAGAGGAUAUCUUGUAUUAUGAGCAGCUCAAGUCAAAUGUGAUUCAGCAUGACCUUUUAGUGGACAGCUUGAUUUACAAAGAUGUAAAGCUAACGGCAAGCAAUGAUGACUACUAUUUUGUAUUUGAGGAUUAUUUAUAUCAGGUAUUACUCUGUUUUUCACGAGAUACUUCAGUAUUGGAGCACUUUGCUUACAGCAGUGCUACUCCACCUAAAUCAUACAUACAAGGAAAACUUGGAAUAGAAGAGUAUGCUGUUUUCUAUCCACCAAAUGGUGUCAUCCCAUUUCAUGGCUUUUCUAUGUAUGUUGCUCCACUUUGUUUUCUGUAUCAUGAACCUGCCAAAUUGUAUCAGAUAUUCCGUGAGAUGUAUGUGCGUUUUUUCUUCAGACUCCAUUCCAUCUCUUCUCAUCCCUCUGGCAUUGUGUCAUUGUGUUUGCUGUUUGAGACUCUUCUACAAACUCAUCUGCCUCAGCUCUUUUAUCACCUUCGAGAAAUUGGGGCUCAGCCGCUACGAAUUUCAUUUAAAUGGAUGGUACGAGCAUUUUCUGGUUAUUUAGCUACAGAUCAGCUCCUGCUCCUGUGGGACAGAAUCCUGGGGUACAACUCCCUAGAAAUUCUUGCUGUCCUGGCAGCUGCUGUAUUUGCUUUCCGAGCAGUGAACCUGAUGGAGGUGACAUCAUUGGCUGCAGCUGAAGCUGUUCUUGCUGACCUUUCAACCCUGAAGGUUAUGCCACUUCUUCAAAUCUUCUUGUUUGCUACUGUUACCUGAUCUGCUUCAACAAUACUCUACUGCAUUUCCAGCCUCUCAUGAGAAGCUAAUGAUCAUCUAUGCAAUGUCUGCAUAAAACCAAAAUUAAACUGUAUGUACAAUAUUCAUUUAGAAAUCUUAAUGGAAUUUUCUAGCUGAAAACAAUAACUUCACACAGAAGUGUGUGUAGUGCAUGCUGCUGACUUUCACUGCAACAACGGUUAUUACUUGUACAUUAAGAAUGACAACUUGUGCAAACAAAUGAUUAUGAAUCAGUGUCUAAAAUGCAUGUAAUAUAUAAUAAAUAAUGUAAUUCUUCACUUGA